AUGGACGGUAACUCCUUUGGUCGUUAUCAUCGCAACAACCGUGGAGGUGCAUUUCCAUUCGACCCACAACCUCUCGAAGCAAGCGACGAUUUCUCCGCUCCCUGGCCCGCUCCCGCCAGCGGCAUUGCCGGCGUUUCCCCCGCUUCCGCCUCCGCCGCUGUUUCCAUCUCCCACUUCCUCCCCACUCACUUCAACCCGCCAAAUGCUUCCGCUUUCGGCGCAGUCGCUGGUCCCCCCGCGAACCGUUCUGCUACUGCCGCGCAGCCCUUUAUGAGCAAUGACGCGCAGGUUCCGGUGCCUUCCGCGCCUUACGCGCAUUCUGCGCCUUCCGCGCGUUCCGCGCCUCCUGCGCCUUCCGCGCCUUCCGCGCCGUCGCCGGCAGCUGCGCUUGAGUUCGCGCUGCUUGAAUCGCAGCUGUUGUCCGCAGUGGGGCAGCAAGCGUCGCAGCAAAUGUCGCAGGACGUGUAUGAGCAGUUCGAUCGCCAGGCACCCUUGCAGCGGUCUCGCCUUCAGCCGCAGCAAUUCCAGCAGCAUCAGCAGCAGCAGCAACAGCGGCAGCAAGAACAGCAGCAGCAGCAGCAGCAGCAGCAGCAGAAGCAGCAACAGUUGCUCCAGCAACACAUAUUUCAGCAGCAGCAUCCGCAACAACACUCGCAGCAUCAUCAGCAGCAACAGCGUCAACAGCCGCAGCAGCAGCAGCAGCAGCAGCAGCAGCAGCAGCAGCAGCAGCAGCAGCAGCAGCAGCAGCAGCAGCAGCAGCAGCAGCAGCAGCAGCAGCAGCAGCAGCAGCAGGCGCCAGUAGCGCAUCCAGAGCAAUUGCUUCAGUACAUGGUGCAACAACAGCAAAAUAUUCAAUCAAAGUGGCAGCAGCAGGAGCAGCAGCAGCAGCAACAACAACAACAGCAGCAGCAGCAGCCGCAGCAGCAGCAGGCGCCAGUAGCGUCGGGUCCAGAGCAAUUUCUUCAGUACAUGCGGCAAGAGCAGCAGCAGCAGCAGCAGCAGCACGAAGAGGAAGUGGUGGAGUUGGAAGAGGAGGAAGAGGAGGAGGAAGAGUAUGAGGAAGAGGAGCAGCAGCACGAGCUGCAAGGGUUUGCCAGCGAGGGAUGUCUUAGCUCGGCAGUAGCAGGCUUGGAGCUUGUAGGUUCGGCAGUCGCAGGCUUGGCAGCGGACGGAGCAGACGCUUUUGAUCUGGACGUUGUUGAAGUGGCUCGGGUGGGGGUGGAGGGAGCGGAGGAGGAGAAUGGGGAGAGGCAGAGAAAGGAGAGAGGGGAUGGGCUGGAAGUAGAUGGGGAGGCUGGUGGGGUGUUUGGUGGAAGAGAGAGCAGAAAGAGACGGCUGGUGGACUUACACUUGACGGAAGGAGAGGAGGGAGUUGAGGUCGAUGAAAGGGAGGAGGAGGACGAGGAGGGUGAGGAGGAGGAAGGGAGGGAGGGAGGGUUGGAAAAGAGGAAAAAGGGAGGGAAAACUAAGGAGCGAGAAGGUGAAGGAGAGGGGGGAAUAGAAGGCGAUGCAGUGAAUGGGAGAAACAAUGCCGCCCUGCUUCGCCCAUCCAUCCCCACGACUCCCUCGCCUCUCCUCUGCUCGGAAUCCGAAUUCCAACAUCUCUUAACCUGCAUCAAGAACGCUCCUAACGAGGAUGCCAUUUCCCUCGUGCUCCUGCUCCUACUGGAAGAGCAGCGCGCUGCCAACGAAACCUCCUGCUUCCUGCAGCGCCUAAGAGUGGUUCGCUCGGAGUACCUGCUCCGCCACCACUCCCUCGUUCGCUCCAUCGAGCUCAACCUCCUCCGAGACAUCGCUCACAACGACGCCGUCCAUCAGCGCGAGAUCCAACGGCUGAGACGCGUCUGCAUGGCCGGCAUGUCUGCUGGCGCCACGCUUUCGCAGCAUCAGCCGGGCAGCACCCGGGCAGCUGAAAUUUCUUCCAAGUUCCUGAAGCUGUGCGGGGUGGAUGGUGCUUCUUCUGUGGUACAGCAGCUGGGGAACGGGCAGCUGAUUGGGACUCUCUACACAACACACCUGUGUAUCAACACGCCGCGGUCCAACAUGGUAAAAUACCACAACAGGCAGCUCACUGAGCGUCUUGCUCGGGAAUCUUACUCCCUUUCCACGCAAGCGGUCGUCGAUGCUAACGGGCAGUUUAUCGAUCUUUGCAUCGGGCUGCCCGGCGCGCUUUCUGACGAGCAGGUGUUGCAACAGUCAACCCUCCACCAGAAAGGACAAGCUGGAGAGCUCAAGGGAGCGAAGGUGAUCGGGUUACGGUCGUACCCGCUUCUGGAUUGGCUGCUGGUUCCCUACACCCAAUCAGAGAGCGCCACGUGGUACCAGACGACGUUCAAUGAGUGCAUAGAGAAGGGGACUGCGGUGGGGAAGGACGCUAUUGGCCGGCUGAAGGGACGGUGGCGGAUCCUGCUGAGGCGGGCUGAGGGGAAGCUGCAUGAGCUGCCGCGGUUGGUGGGGGCGUGCUGUGCGCUGCACAACUUUUUGGAGCAGAAGGGAGAGGCGUUUGACCCUGACUGGGCGUAUGAAGCAUUUGAUGACUUUGUGCCCGCCAAGAGAGCCGAUGAGGAGUCCCCUGCUGCCGUGGCGGAGAGGGAUGCGCUGGCCCAGGGUAUGUUCCAGGCUGUGCACGGGUGGGAGGGGGGAAAUUAA
Messenger RNA from Closterium sp. Naga37s-1, 2649 nucleotides. The record is from the annotation of a GenBank genome assembly. Lineage: Eukaryota; Viridiplantae; Streptophyta; Zygnematophyceae; Desmidiales; Closteriaceae.